GCUCAAACACGCCUCCUAUCGGUCACCAUAGGCGGCGCGCUUCACUUCAAAAAGUGUCCGCACCAUCAGUGACGACAGACACAGAGAAACUGAUGGAAGAAGAGAUGGAGUAGAAAGCCAGAGGAGGAGAGAGGGGAAUAAAGAGGAGGGGUGAGAGAGACAUUGUGAUUUUUUUUAUUUUUUUUUACCUCCCUCUUUCUUAUUUAAUUGGUCCUUCGGGAUCCGGGGCGAGUCCUCCGCUCGCAGCUGCGCGGCUUUAAUUGGCUGGAGAUUCCACCAAAAUACUAUUGGAAAAAAAGCCCAGAGUUUAUACAGUUUAGACACCGGUCCCUUCUGAUAAAGCCACUCAUUACGGAGACCAGCGCUGGACGCGCUUUUACGCAGACACUGUUGAGAUAUCAGGCGCGCAUCAGCCGGAGAGAUCUGUGCGCGCGAGCUCUCCAUCCGCCUCACUCUGGAGAGAGCCAUCGAUGAGCACACACACACAUCUGAUAGGAGAACAUCACAGGACAAGAGUUUCACACACUCACUCUUUCACACACACAGCAUCGGACUCCUGCUUCCCAUCAAGACGCCUCUUCUCUUGGAUGCGUGCAGAGUUUGAGCUCAGCUGAAGUUGCUUGGAUGAAAUGUGUUGGAAUUUUGUCUUGAUUUUCUGCACGGAGAGACAUCGGUGCCGAACACGCAACUAACUAAACACCUGGAACUCCUGCCUAUCUGCUGAAAGUCCUUGCUUUUUUUUUUUUAAAAAAAAGGGGAUUAUUUCUUUUUUUUUUUCUGGGAAGGCAGCGAUCUACAGGCUGAGCUCGCGCAGAGGAAGGUAAUGAGGGAUCGCACCUGAAGAUGGAGCUUUUCUGGAUUUUAUUAUUUUCCGUGCUCCACCGCUACGUGCAAACACAAGGAGUUUACGCUCCAGCGAACGCUCAGAUUGUGCAUUCAGGACAGGCGUGUGUGGUGAAAGAGGACAACAUCAGUGAGAGGAUCUACACCAUCAGGGAGGGCGACACACUUGUGCUGCAGUGCCUGGUCAAAGGACACCCGCGCCCUCAGGUGCGUUGGACCAAGACAGCAGGCAGCGCUUCUGACAAGUUCCAGGAGACCUCCAUCUUCAAUGAGACUCUUCGCAUCCCCAACAUCCAGAGGGUGCAGGGCGGACGCUACUACUGCAAAGCUGAGAACGGGGUGGGGGUGGCUGCCAUCAAGUCCAUUCGCGUAGAUGUGCAAUAUCUGGAUAAGCCUGUGCUCACGGUGCACCAGACGGUUGGUGAUGUAAGAGGAAACUACUAUCAGGAAAAAACAGUGUUUUUACGCUGUACAGUGAACUCCAACCCUCCUGCUCGCUUCAUCUGGCAACGAGCAAACAAUCCAAUCGAACAGAGCAAAGACAACGGCGUGGACAUCUAUGAGCCUCUGUACACACAGGGGGAGACGAAGGUGCUGAAACUAAAGAAUCUCCGGCCCAAGGAUUUUUCUGAUUACACUUGUCUAGUGUCCGUACGCAACGUGUGUGGUAUUCCAGACAGCUCCGUCACCUUUCGGCUCACCAACACCACCACACCCCCUGCGCUGAAGCUGUCUGUGAACGAGACGUAUGUGGUGGAUCCAGGUCAGGACGUCACACUGGCGUGUGAGGUUACCGCCGGAUUUCCCACACCCACAGUCAGCUGGUCACGGUACCCGGGGUCUCUCCCUCAGCGCUCGGUGAUUCGCGGCGGGUCACUCACUGUCUGGUCUGUUACUCCCGCUGAUGCUGGCAUCUACAACUGCACAGCCGUCAACAACGUGGGAAACCCGGCCAGAAGAACAGUCAGCCUCAUUGUGAGAUCCAUGAAGAACUUAACAUUCCAGAUCACGCCGGACUCCAACAAAGACAGCGAGAGCAUACAGAUGGGUCGAGACCUCAAACUUUCCUGCCACGUGGACGCUCAGCCUCAGGACAAGGUGAACUACACCUGGUACAAGAACGGUGCUCUGAUCUUCCCCACCGACAGCCUGAUAGUGCUGCGCAGUGACCCAGACAUGCCACCCGGCACCAGCAGCCUGGAGAUCGUGGACAUGAAGUUCAGAGAUCAGGCCACUUACAGCUGCGUCGCCAACUUCCCCGGCAGCAACAUUCCAGAGCUCAGAGUCGACAUCAACAUCACACAGAGCAGCGUCGUUCCUCCGGUGCUGAGCGUGCCAGUCGGAGGGGGUGUGGUCAAUGUCAGUGAGGGCGGGACUGCAGAACUUGUGUGUUUGGUUGAUGGCAAGCCCCGCCCCCCUGUCCUGUGGUCCCGUGCGAACAAAGACCUGCCCAUGCCGUCAGGUGAUUGGAUGGUGGAAACCCGUGACGGACGCCUGCGCAUUACCAGUGUGACGCGAGACAUGAUGGGAGCAUAUCGCUGCCAAACCGCACCAUACAAUGGCCUCAAUAUUAAACGCAGACUGGCUCAGGUGCAGCUCAACGUGGAGUAUCCUCCUGUUGUGGAUCCAGUAAUGAUGGAUGUUCGUUCUCCAACAUUUGCGACGGUCAGUCUCCGCUGUCUGAUUCUCAAGUCCAAUCCAAACCGAAUAGUCAGCGCCUACUGGUACCGUAAUGGAAUACCUUUACGAAACUCUCUAGUGGACUCCCAAAAUGUCCCUCAGCUCCGCUUCAAACUGGACACCACCAAUAACGGCACGUAUGAGUGCAGGGUGAGCAAUGGAGUCGGCAUCUCAAACUGCACCUUCAAUGUUUCUGCUCAGCCGUACGAUGCGGAAUUUUACUACGACACUCCAAAUCCCAUUCGCACCUUGAAGAACAAUUAUUCCUACAUCUUACAGUGGACCCAGAAAGAGCCCGGCGCUGUGGACAAAAUCAUCGGCUACUGGAUCAAUGUCCGACAGAAUCGACAGACAGUUUUGUCCAAACAGAUCACCACUAAAGAGCCUGCAAAAGGUGUGUUGAUGUCCUACACGCUGACGGAGCUGCGUAUUCCUCUGUCAUAUGAGGUCAGCCUCGCUCCUAUAACCAGCUUCGCCACCGGAAACACCGUCACUCGCACCAUCCAGUACUCUGAGCCCUACACUUACCCAAGACCUUCAGAUCAAGUGUGCGGGUUUGAGGAUAUUAGGAUAUGUGGAUUCACUCAAGACCGUGGUGACAUUUUUGACUGGACCAGGCAGAACCAUCUCACGCAGAACCCCAAACGCUCAGUCAAUACAGGGCCCGAUAUGGACAGGAGUGGGACGAAAGAAGGUACGCUCAAUGUUCUGAUGCGGGUGACCAGCAUCGCCAUUGUGGACUCAGCUGUCUGGACUCUCUCUGGGCACCAGGGGGCUGAAUGGAGGAAAGCUAACGCUGAGCUUUAUCCGAGCGGGCCAUUCCAGGUGGUGUUUGAGGGAAUCAGAGGAAAUGGGUUUGAGGGAGACAUCGCUAUCGAUGACGUCUCUGUUACUAAGGGGAAAUGCAGACAAAAGGACAGCGUGGACAAAACAGCAGUUCUGUCUGGGACACACCAGAACCUUCACCUUCUUCCUGUGAUGGUUCAGCUGCUCAGUACAAUCUGCCUGACGUUCCUCCUCAGAUGAUACAAAUGACCCCCGAGCACACACCGCCAGCGUAGGACGUCCCCUGCGGCAGCAAUAACUACUGCCCCGACACGUGACCACCAUUCCUGCUGCUGCCUCCCUCAUUUCCUCCUGUGAUUCCUGUUUGUUUUGCCUUCACACCAUGUCUACUUUUUCUUUCUCGUCAUCUUUAUGGUCACUUGUUGAGCUUAUAUCUGCUAUGUGGCACCUUUUACGUUUUUAUAAGCAUAGCCUCAGUUUAUAUUGGGAUUUAUUUUGACAUGACCUCACUCGUCCUGUUUUCCCAGUGUAUGUAUCUGACACGCCAAAGUGUCAACUGUUACCAAAGAUGACGGAGGGCUUACAGGAUGAAUAGGUGGCUAAAAGAGCGACAGGAACGCCCUUUCCCCAAAUGAAACAACUCUUUCCACGGACUCAAGUGCAUGGAGAUGUGAUUCCCUUAGAAAUGCAAGGAAUAACGGCGAGGAAUGGACUGACAGAGUUACUGAUGGAUCUGUACAUGCACGUGUAUAUGAUAUACUGUUUUGGAAAGUAUCAAGCUGCAGCAAAGACUUAAGAUGAAUUCCAACUGCAACUUCUAGGACUAUGACAAUGUGAAACUAAAGAAGCACAAAUUUAUAUCUUUUUUUGGUAGUAUUUUGGGUUCCUUUACGUAGUAUUCCGUCAGUCUGGAUUUGCUGUACACUUCUUGUCGUUUGGCUUUCAUUACCAGAAACCGCGUGCCACUGCUGCGUUGCUGUUCAGUUUUGUUACGAGGUGGAAUUUGGUUUUGGAAAAACAACACAAUGUGAAUUCUGGACAAGAAAAGCAUCAGUUACCUCACCCUCAAUCUACAAGAUCCACAAAGCACCUGGACAAACUUAAGAGAAUGAUCACUUUAGCUUCAAUCAAACUGCCGGGAGAAUGUUGACUCGUUGGGUCUGCCGUUCUCAAUCAGCAAUAGGACUGUACCUCUGACUGCAAUGAACGCUCUCGUCUUCGUGAAUAUGGGCACAUGACAGAUGGACGCCUCUGGACAGACAAACUGCACUCUUGGCUUUAAUGUUCAAGAAUGUUAUUUUGAAUAGGGUAAGAGAGAAUUCGCACCAAUGUGCAAGCUCUUUAUUAAACCUUUUAUUGUUUAGAAGUUUUGAGAUGGUUGACCUAAAAGUUGGUUCAUUAGCGUCGAAGCAUCCUACAACAAUGCUGCAUUCCAUUUACUUCCAAAUUCUCGCUUUACAACUUCCUACCUGGAAAAUUGCAAUAGAUUUCCUCAAAGUCACUUAAUCAAGAUGGUGAGAUCCACCCAGGUUAACGUAAACUUUAACUCUUUAGAAAACACAUCAGCUGGUCAAAGUUCCUACAUCAAAUGAUGAUAAAACAUUUUUAGCAAAUUCACAAACAGUAACUGCAUAUAGUUGAACACCUGCAGAGCAAAUGCUAGCACUGUGUAGCAUCAUUUAUCCUCCAAUUUGGUUUCUAAUGGCCCUUGUAUAGUUUAAAUUAAGUUCUGUUUGGUUCUUCAUUUGAGGGCAACGAUGGACUAUAUACUGUUUUUGAACUCUCUAACAAGUUAAAAAUAGCUCUUGAUUCUUCUCAGUAGAUAUUCUGUUCAUGAACCCAUACUUAGCUAAGCUUGAACUGAAAAAAAGCAAAAUAAUGCUCAAAUAAUGCGCUGACAGAACUACUAUAUGAAGUUUUAUAAACUAAUUUCGAAAGAAGCAUGUGAUAUGAUUAAUCGAGGUUGGCCUUGCAUCAAUAAUCAUUGCUAGUCCAAUCAGAUAUCAUUGCUAGACCACUCAGAUGAAUUCUAGCCUUCAAUAAAUAAGCCCAUUCAUCUUACCUUCCUUAUCUUCAUUUUUGAAGAAACUCCCCAUCCACCCCAUCUCCCGCUUUUCUCCUUUACCAGGAGCUCUUGAGACCUACCUUAUUUCGAACCCCCGUCAAACUACAUGACCUGGUAGGAGCCCUCGGCUCAAAUAUAUCCACGCUCAGGGUUCUCUCCCGGGACAGCAUGCCAAAUCUGCAAAUUUUGAUUGAACAAUUGCCAAGUAUGAACUCUUGAAAUAGUAAUUAUUCCUGCUGCUUGCAACAAUGCUAUUGUGCUGUCAUGGUAACGCUGGUAAAAUGACGCCUAUUAAUUGAAUAAUAUGUGAUUAUUAUUUUGGCUUGUGUUUUUAAAAGUCAUUGUAGUCUAAGUUAUGAAGUUAUAUUUAGUAUUAACACUAUUUAAUAAAGUAAAAAUAAAUAUAUUACAGAGCAUUUUUGGUUUCAGGUUCAAGUUUGGUUUUGGUGCAGAAUUUUGGUGUAUCCCUUUUUAGAAAUUGAAUGUUACAGAUAAAAAAAGAAAAUCUCUCUGUAAAGCAAUUGUAGCUCAAAGGUGUUUAGGAUUCGGAAUGAACUCCUUCAAUUCAAGAGUUCACACUUAGAUAUUGCUUGAUGCUGUAAGAAGGUUUGAA
Messenger RNA from Danio rerio (zebrafish), 5987 nucleotides. The record is from RefSeq and is a predicted model, not a curated record. NCBI's taxonomy places the organism in Eukaryota, Metazoa, Chordata, Actinopteri, Cypriniformes, Danionidae.